CGCACAAGCGCGACGCGCUCGCUGCUGGCCGGUCGCACACCUCUGCGUCAAGCCAGCCAGCGAGCCCAGACUACGGUGGUUAGGCCUAGCGCGCGCGUGAACAAUAAACACCGCAUUCGGUGUGUCCCCGUCCCGUCGCCGGACCGCGCGGCCACAGAAACACCGCACGAAUCGCCGCAGACGGGGCAGCUGACGGGCCUUGGAGUGACGGCGACCUUCUUCCGUGCAGAAGCAGCGCAGCAAACAAUGGUUCUCUGGGAAAACGUCCGCUUCCCCGCGGCAGGGGGUCGGGGGGACCUCCUGGGUGGCAAUGGCGGUGGAGCCCUGCAGCCGCAGCAGCAGCAGAUGGGCUCGGCCAUGGCGGACAAGACGCUGGGCAUGACCUCGGCCAUCAGCACUGCCCCGCCCAAGCCUAGCGACCUGCAGCGCACCGACGAACUGGAGGAGACCCUGCGACAGUUCGGCCUGUUCGAGUCCGAGGAGGAACUGGCACACAGGAUGGAUGUGCUGUCGAAGAUCAACCAGCUUGUGAAGAAGUGGAUCUAUGAAGUCAGUAUUAAGAAGAAUAUGCCGCCGAGCGUGGCUGAGAACGUGGGUGGCAAGAUCUACACGUUUGGGUCGUACCGUCUCGGAGUGCACACGAAGGGGGCCGAUAUCGAUACCCUGUGCGUGGCGCCACGACACAUAGAGCGCAGUGACUUCUUCACCUCCUUUGUGGAGCUGCUCCGUCAACAGGAGGAGGUCAAGGACCUCCGGGCUGUUGAAGAGGCCUUUGUACCUGUCAUCAAAAUGACAUUUGAUGGAAUUGAGCUGGACAUGCUGUUUGCUCGAUUAGCCCUGAAGGACAUUCCGGAAGACCAGGACCUGCGCGACGUCAACAUCCUCAAGAAUCUGGACCAGAAGUGUGUGCGCAGUCUCAACGGCUGUCGCGUGACGGACGAGAUCCUGCACCUGGUGCCCAACCGGGAGACAUUCCGGCUGGCGCUGCGGGCCAUCAAGCUGUGGGCCAAGCGUCACGGGGUGUACUCCAACGUGCUGGGCUACCUGGGUGGCGUGUCGUGGGCCAUGCUGGUGGCGCGAACCUGCCAGCUCUACCCGAACGCGGCCGCGGCCACCUUGGUGCACAAGUUCUUCCUCGUCUUCUCCCAGUGGCCCUGGCCCAAGCCCGUGCUGCUCAAGCAGCCCGAGGAGAGCCGGCUGGGUUUCCCCCUGUGGGACCCCCGGGUGAAUGUGGCGGACCGCUUCCACCUGAUGCCCAUCAUCACGCCCGCCUACCCGCAGCAGAACUCCACCUUCAACGUGUCCGUCUCCACCCUGACCAUCAUGCGACAGGAGUUCAAGCAAGGGCUUGCCAUCACGGAUGAGAUCAUGCUCCGGCGGAGCGACUGGAUGAAGCUGUUUGAGCCGCCCAACUUCUUUGGCAAGUACAAGCACUUCAUCGUGCUCAUGGCCAGCACCCAGUCCAAGGAGCACCACCUGGAGUGGUACGGCCUGGUUGAGUCCAAGAUUCGCAUCCUCAUCUCCAACCUGGAACGCCACCCGUACAUCGCCAUCGCUCACGUCAACCCGGAGUCGUUCCCGCCCAGCGAGCCGGAGGGGGACAAGCUCCAGUCCAUGUGGUUCAUCGGCCUUCAGUUCAACAAGACUGAGCACGUCAACAUUGAUCUCACCUACGACACACGGUCAUUCGUCGACACUGUAAAGAGGCAAGCGACAGCAAUCAACAUUUUCAAGCAGGACAUGGAAGUGGACAUCAAAUACGUCAGACGGAGAGAGCUUGUCAAGUACCUACCACAGUCGGUGCUCAAUCGGUGCAAGAAGAAAGGGAACAAGACAACGAACACGACCCCAAACUCCACACCUCAGAACAGCCCUGGCAUGACAUCGCAGGCGGGAAAGAAGGCACUGUCCUCUAGCCGCUCGGACUCUGCCCUCCUUGGCCUGGUGGGGGAGGGCAUGGGUGGCACGGUUGGCAACGACAUCGCAGUGACCAGCGACGACUCCUGCUCUAGCCUCAGUGUGACUGCCAGCGGCAACCCGGCGUCCGUUGCGCAGCACAAGCGGAAGCUCGACCCCGAGUCCGGCGUGGACGUGGCCGUUUCGAGUGGUGGUGGCGGGGGAGUGACCAAUGCUGGCGGCCACUCGUACAACAACCAGUGUGCCGGCAGCGGGGGCUCUGGAGGGGAGGAGGCCAACGACGAGGAUGGGGCCAGCAAGCGGUGCCGCUCGGACGAGGUCAACAGCGCCGCCUUCAUGGACGCCAUCGGACUGGGCAAGAACUCCAAUGAGGACUUGCCCUUCCUCGAUUGUGGUGCAGCCGACAGUCAGCUGCAGAUGGAUGAUUCGUCGUCGCCUUUGAACACCAGCAGUGGCACGAAGCGGCAGUGUGAAGAUGACUGUGAAGCUGAUGGGGAGGUGCCCAAGCGGCCCAAGCCAGACAGCAGUGAGAAAAUGGAGGAAGACGACGACACGGUGUCGUCGUCGUCACCACAGCGCAACCACGUGGUGCCCGAACGUGAGCCUGCCGAGAGUGUGGGUUCGGCGGCAAGUGGGCCCGAGUCUGUGAUUGCCUUGCAGCGUGAGAGUCCGAGGCCCUGCUCCACCGUAACAUCUUCCACUGCCGUCGAAGAAACGGCACGCAUCUCGGACGGCAUUGACAGCACCGCGAGGUCGCCGCUGCACGCGACGGCGCUCGAGUCCACGGUGUGAGGCAGCCAUUCUGUUCCACUGCUGCAGGUAACAAAAGAGAGGGGAGAGAGAGAAAAAAAAUGCUCGGGACAAAGAGGCACAGAGUGGUGAAACAAAACAACAACAACAAAAAAAAUCUUGGGCAGCAGGAGCAGAGGAUCCAGGAAAUCUGUCACCACUGCUUGGCUUUGACCACCCCCCUUAACCCGUUCCAUUCUUCAGCGUCACUAUUUUCAAGAUGCUCAACAUGUCCACACACACCGCUUCCACCUUCUUUCACGAACCCGUCCUGCCAUCCGUCGUUCGCGCUAUUCUGUUGCCACGCUGCACCUCCCCCCCCCCUUCCUUCCUCACCUUUUGUUUCGCUCGUCUUUUCAUCUUCGUCAUUUUUAUCUCUGUCAUUGAUAACGUUUAGAAGCCAAGCAGUUAUUUUGAACAAUUGUGUUCAUCACCUCCUCCUUGCCGAUUCUGCUCUCUCGGAUGUCACCAGCUGUCAUCACCGACUGGACUCGACGUGUGGCUCCCGCACCACUGGACACGACCAGUUAUGUUAUUGUGGGGAGGGAGUGACCGGGGCUGUGUGUCUGGUCUUGGUUUUGCCGCGAUUUCAGUGUCGACCUUGAACGUACAGAAAGUGUUAGUCUGAUAGGCAGUGCACUGUGCUGAGUUUAUUGUUUUAUUUUUUUUUUUUUCAUUUUUUUGUACAGGACUACGAAAGACAACUUUUUUUUUUUCUUAACCAAAGCUGUUGUUGGCCACUCCGCAGUUCGUUGCACUACCGCAAGGGCUCAGUAUCAUUCGCAGCUCAGUUCAAGCCUAAGCUUUGGUCGGGCUUCUUUAACAUGCUGUACCAGUCCCGCUAUCAGACUGCAGAAGUGGCGCAGGCUCAUCACGUAGGUUACCGUCGUCCACGAAAGGAUCAAGGGCGAAACACUUCAGAUGCUGCUUGUCUAGGCUUCCGAUGUACACAGCAGCCGGCUGAUGGUUGAAACCCACAGCUGUAUCAGGCCGCUCCAGUCCAGCACUGACUUAUCGCCGCGUGCCCAUUGAGAGCCUGGGCAUACCAUUAGAAGGGCCAGAACCGUAACAUAAGCUGCCCUUUGGUCACGUGCAAACACUACAGCUUGUGUGUUUCGCAGUUUCUUUUAACCUGUUCUUUUUUAUUUCUUUAUUUCAAUAUCAAUGUCAUUGGUGUUAAGCAAGGAGGACACAGCGUUGUUUUUAAUUUUUUUUCUUCAGAACGACCAGUUCAGUUAGAGUACACCCCUCUUUUAUCAUACCGCUCCCAAUUGGUGCUUGAAUGCUGUUUGUUCAGAGUAACACAGAAGUGCUGAAAAAGCUGAGCAAGUGAUGCACGUUGGUUUCACGCCGUUAAACUCCUGCUAUCGACGGGAGUUCCUCCGAAGCCACAACAAAGCCAAGUUGCCACAGAUCAUUCUAGUGGCUGAAAAGUCGGGCCUUGUGAGAAAACAUCUCUACGUGGCUUCUGUGGUCCAGAAAUGUUUGUGAGCACCUACAAAGACGUGAUUGUUGCCCUGAAACGACGAGAGGGUUCUGAUGGCUGUAAGCUGAGAACUGGGCGUGUGUCCCUCGAGGUUCGUGUUAGUUUGGAGAUCUGUUGUGUGGGAAGCAUUCUUUUUUCUUUUUGUGCAUUCGAAACUCUACAACCUUGUACCUUUCUCUGUAUGUGUGUGCUUGUGUGAGUGAGUUUUCAUCGAAACAUUGCCGAGUUCGCAGUGCAUAUUUUUCUAAAGCCAAGUCACUAAAAAAAGUUCAUUGUUGCAGGAAGCCUGCUGUGACAUUUUUUUUCCCAUCUCAUCUCAUGUUGUUUUUCACUGCGUUUGUUUUGUCACAAGUUCAUUUCCCUUUUCACGAUUACGUGUUUUCAUUGUUGUUGUAGAUUGUGUGUGUGUGUGCGCGCACAACUACAUGGACGGGGCACCCAUGGUUGCCAAGUCUUCCUGUUGUGCUAGUACAGAAAAUAAAGAAAAAAUAAACAGGAAAAAAAUCUCCUUCCUCGAUAGUUUCUUACAGUGGUACCUAGGGGGAAAUCAGCUGUCCGUCUGCGAAAUUCCCUGAACAGGUGCUACGCCUGGGUAUGGUUCGGCGCAUUUUAAGCGUGGCCUAGUCCUUAAGCAGGGAUGUUGCUGUGCGUUGAAGCGUUCUUAGAAUUAAGGUGUUGUACUGUGAUACGCAUUAAAAUAAUGUACGCUUACGAACGAGAAAAGGGAAAAGCAUUUGGCGGAAACUAGCAUUACAAUGUGGCAAGAAAGAGAUUUCGUGGCUUUUUCUACUGUUUUGAUGACUUACUGGUAAUUCUGGCUACGUUGUGAUAUAAACUGUAAUGAAGUACUUAUGUUUUAACUAUGGAAUCUUGUACCAUAAUGCACAAAAAAAUUUGCUGGAAUAGUAGACUAAGCCAUCUUGAGAAACGGAACCCAAAUUGUCGGACACAUGUUGGAUACAUUCCUAGCAGUCUGAAUUGCCUGGUUUCACCGACGCACUUGCGUGUGAAUUUGCAUGCCACACUGCUGCCACUCCCCCCCCCCCCUGGUGAUUGUAGGAAAUUGUACGCUUCCCUGAACCCGCAUCCCCUCAACCCUCUACCUUUUUUGUUAUCUCUUUCCGAAGAGUGCUAUCUGUCUUACUGUAAUUGUUAAUAAACUUGACAAGCUUACUGAGUGUAGACGGUGCACACUCUGGUCCAAGUCACUUUUGGACUGCUUGAGGUCAAUGAGCGGGCAGCUUCAGUGCGUCCGUGACGUCUUAUUUCUUUCUAGUUUCCCAUCUAAUCUUGAAAUCUCAAAUAUUUGAGGUAGAAUGGAUGAGUCUGUCUAACAGUUAUCACUGUUUUGUAAGAAAUUUCCACGAGUGAGUGCUCUCCAUUGGUAGUCUCUAUCCCAACAUUUAUUAAUAUUUUUUCUUUCUUAUGCGAUGAUUACAUGCCAGCUUUACAAGCUUCAUUUUGUGUGGCCACUUGGGACGAGUUGGCAUUCUUCUCUUUCGAAUUGUAAGCAUAAUUUGUUGUCGGUACAUUUUUUUUACUGUGUCUUUCUCACUGUUUUUAGCACCCGUGCUCACACUUUCUGCCUACAGCAGUUCAGUUCACAAAUCUUAAUUUGCUAGGUUGCAGUUAUUUCAGCUGCUUCUGAGCUGUAACCGUUGACUAUGUUGGCGAGUGUUACAAGACUGCACCGUUUCAAACGUUGCCGAAUGUGCGUGACGACACUUGAUUGGCCACUGUAUGUGGAGGCCAGUAUGUGACGUACGUUACGUUUGGAAGCAACAGUGAUGGUUAGCAUGGCAACACUACACAGGUUGUGGCAGGCUAGAAAAUGGAGCUUGCUGGGAGUUUGCAAUUUGAUCGUGGGAAAGGACGAAGUGAAAUAACAACACUAGACGAGACAGCAAGUGAAGCUGUUUAUUUUGAGAUAGAGGAUAUAUCGAUGAGUGUGACUAAUAAUGUCCUAUAUUUCUUUUUUUUUCUGUAUCUUUUUGAAACUUUUAUUUUGCUUGGAGGGCUUUGAAAGAAAGCACCCAUCCUCCAAUUAAUAGGGUCUUUUGAAUAAGAAAUUUCUUUUACUUACUUUUUCUCUAUUUUUAUAUUCAAAAUGUAACUAGCGAUAGAGUGAUAGCAAGCAUUAGGGAAUGUAAAGCAAGUUUGUGCGGCAAUGAAGACCUUCCCCAUUUUUAAGUUGUGCGCUUCAGAGGUGAAAUAACAGCAGCAGGCCUGCGCAGUGUACGUUUCGCUUUUAUAAAAUGUCGAUGCAGGCACAACAUCAAUGCAGCUAGUUUGCUCGCUGUAGUGUUGUUUGUCACGUUAAGGGCUGCUUAUUUUUAAAAAAUUAUUUUUAGUGGUCUACACCAGAACAUUGUUGCCGCACGUUUAAUCUCCGAUAAAGGCUGCACUGCCACGGUGUGUGCAUGUGAGAAAAUUCUUUGCCUGGGUGAUUCUUCUUGUGUGAUAAUUUUUGUUUAUCAAUGCCUUGUUGUGUGGGGUACGAUUUCACGAAACCAAUUGGCAGAAAACCCGAUAUCCUUCAUUUAAGCAUUGGCAUACUUUCUUCACCUCGAAAUCCUCCCAUUAACAAACACUUCCUUGUUACAGAAGUGUUGAAAGGCGGGCAAGUUGGUAUAGGUUCAUACUGAAAUAUUGGCAGCGCAAAUUAACGGGACACAGAAGGGGAACACAAACAGCGCCUGUUUGUGUUCCCCUUCUGUGUCCCGUUAAUUUGCGCUGCCAAUAUUUCAGUAUGAACUUCCUUGUUAUAAUUUCUCAAUGGCCACCUCCCCUCCCCUUGUUUCAAACACGGAGGCACAACAUGAUGGAAGAUAUUUGGGCAACUGUUGCUGGUCUUGGACGAGAUCAUUCUGUGAAUAAACAUAGAGUCCACACAAUUGCCUUGCAUGUGCGGGAUUUCGGGCGUCGUGGUUUGUUUAGGAUUGGAUGCUCUGAUCUCUUGUGUUGUGAUCGAGUUUUGCAGGUUUUGGUUUGGCACACACGUGGGAAACUCCCGGGAAUGCUGUAAAUACUGAAGGUCAAAUAAAGCGCUUUUUUUUUUUU
Molecule: messenger RNA, 7252 nt
Organism: Rhipicephalus sanguineus (brown dog tick)
Lineage: Eukaryota; Metazoa; Arthropoda; Arachnida; Ixodida; Ixodidae
Gene: hrg
Product: poly(A) polymerase type 3
Exons: 18
Coding region: 247-2709 (820 amino acids)
Cellular component (GO): nucleus
Molecular function (GO): poly(A) RNA polymerase activity; RNA binding
Source: RefSeq, a predicted model, not a curated record